This is a messenger RNA of Knipowitschia caucasica, 951 nucleotides long. Lineage: Eukaryota; Metazoa; Chordata; Actinopteri; Gobiiformes; Gobiidae. The record is from the annotation of a GenBank genome assembly.
AUGAAACAAACCAAACGCAGGAAACAGCUUGACGAAGUGCAUGGGAAUGGAUUUCUCAAAAGAGACACAGAUAUUGGGAAAAGACAAAAGCUGGCUGAAAUCCACAAAGCCUUAAAUAGUGAUCCUGUGGAUAUUGAGACCUUGAGGAGGGCAGCGGUCAGUAAAGGAGGGCUUCUUACCGAUGAACUGAGGAGAAAAGUCUGGCCUAAACUAUUGAACAUAAAUGGGUUUGAUUUGCCGCAUAAACCUGGCAAAGACGUGAGGGAGAAUCACAAAGACCUGAACCAAGUGCUGCUAGACGUCAGGCGCUCCAUGAAGCGUUUUCCUAAGGGCAUGCCGUCUGUGGAGAGAGCAGUUCUACAAGAGCAGCUCAUUGACAUUAUACUAGACGUGUUAAAGCGUCAUACCCAGCUUCACUAUUACCAAGGUUACCAUGACGUAGCUGUGACUCUACUCCUGCUGGUCGGAGAGCGCAUGGCCCUCGCUAUGCUCAACAAACUCUCCAAUUUUCAUCUUCGGGACUUCAUGGAUCCCACCAUGGACCGCACCAAGCAUAUCUUAAACUACUUGAUGCCUAUUUUGGAACAGGUGGACACCGAGCUUCAUGAUUUCAUGAUGAGAGCGGAGGUGGGCACUAUCUUCGCCCUGUCCUGGCUGAUCACAUGGUACGGUCACGUCCUGUCUGAGUUCAAACACACCCUGAGACUCUACGACUUCUUCUUGGCCUCUCAUCCUCUGAUGCCCAUCUACCUCGCCGCUGCGAUCGUUUUGCACCGAGAGAAGGAAGUGAAGACCACCGAGUGUGACAUGGCUAUGGUUCACCACCUCCUGUCCCGCAUCCCUCCGGACCUCCCGUACGAGCUGCUGAUCGCCCGGGCGCAGGAUCUCUUUGACCGAUACCCCCCCUCUGUACUGGCCAAGAAGGCAGCACUGCAGUCCAGAAGGAGGUAA